AUGAAGGAGAACCAAGACGGCGAAAGAAGUAAAGGAGAAGACGGAGGCAACGAGAAAUUCCAAGAACGAGACGGCGAUAGAAGUAACUGCAAAGACGGAGGCAACGAGAAAUUCCAAGAACGAGACGGCGAUAGAAGUAACUGCAAAGACGGCGGCAUCGAGAAUUUCGAGGAAGAAGAUGGCGGCAAAAGUAACAACGAAGACGGUGCACAGCUUUUUGUUCUAGGCGCCCCACAGUGCGGCGGUAAAGAGGAUUACGAAGUAGAAGAAGGCGACGAAAUUAAUAGCAAAGAUGGAGAAGGCAAGAACAAAGUUGGCGAAAAGAACGACAAUGGCAAAGACGGUGAAAAAGUUCGCGAAUAUAUAAGCGAAGAUGGAGAAAACGAAAGCGAGGCAGGCGAGUAA
Drosophila takahashii is the source of this 405-nucleotide messenger RNA. Lineage: Eukaryota; Metazoa; Arthropoda; Insecta; Diptera; Drosophilidae. The record is from RefSeq and is a predicted model, not a curated record.